Molecule: messenger RNA, 8157 nt
Organism: Oncorhynchus masou masou (cherry salmon)
Lineage: Eukaryota; Metazoa; Chordata; Actinopteri; Salmoniformes; Salmonidae
Gene: vgll4b
Product: vestigial-like family member 4b
Exons: 5
Coding region: 456-1391 (311 amino acids)
Biological process (GO): negative regulation of DNA-templated transcription
Molecular function (GO): transcription coactivator binding
Source: RefSeq, a predicted model, not a curated record
AUCCCUGACAUCUGAGGAGCUCCCGGGAUUGAGCGAGCAUGCUCUGAGGAAACGGGUUCCUUCGAGUCAUACCAAGCUGAGCCUGCGUGUCAGUACAGUUGACUUUACAGCUGGCUGUAAGGUUAGGAAGAACUGGCACUACCUUUUUUUUUUGUCUGAACAUACAUUUAUACAUUCUUUACAAGUAUUAUACAAACUCCAUUUUAAUUUUUUUUUUGUCGGGAACUAUUUAAAAAAAAAAAAAAAAAGCGUUUUGAACCUUGAUUCGAUGAUAUUAUUUUUGCGCGUAGAAAACUUGAGCUGAAGGCUGGGCCUUUUUUAACUGCUCUGUGUCGACCGACUCGUCCACGUAAAUUAAACCGACUGCGGUCGCAUCAUUUUCCUCUCGACUCGGGUUGGAAGCAAAAUAAAGUCUUUUUUUUUUUUCUUUCUUUAUUUGUUGCUAAAACUGUUAAAUGCUUGUUACAAAAAUGGAUCUGUUGAAUUAUCAGUACCUGGACAAAAUGAACAACAACAUCGGCAUACUCUGCUAUGAAGGCGAGGCAGCCCUGCGAGGUGACCCCAGGAUGCACCAGUCCAUGUCCCUGUCAUCAUCUGGCGGCACCAACCAUAGUCACCGGACAGGUCCUCCUCCCAUCAGCCCCGGCAAGAGGAAGCACAGUCUCAGCCACAGCACAGGGCAGGACCAACAGGACAAUGAUGACCAAGACUGUGACAACCAACACGUGGCCAAGAUGAGCCGGCUGUUUGCUGCACAGCUAGGCAAGCCUUCCAACGGAAACUAUCGUAGUUCCAAGGACCCAAGGGACCGCAGCCGCAGCCCCAUAGAGAGAGCCGCCGCCCCCUCCAUGGGUCUCCAUGGCAACCACCACCUGUACGCCCCCCACCGCCACAUGCCCUGCCUGGCCAUGGACCAGCCUCUCGCCCUGACUAAAAACAACAUGGACGCCGCCCGCACCCUCGCCAUCUCGCCCACCGUCAGUCCUGUGGAACGCCAGCAGAAUCGUCCGUCAGUGAUAACGUGCGCUCCGGCCAACAACCGUAACUGUAACCUGCCUAACAACGGCUGUUCUAACAACCUGCCUAACAACGGCUGUUCCAACAACCUGCCUAACAACUACAGCAGGAGACCAGCCAGCAACUCCAAUACGGUGUGUGUUGACCCAGUGAUCGAGGAGCAUUUCCGUCGCAGCCUGGGGAGGAACUACAAGCAGCCGGAACCCGUCACUAACUCUGUGUCCAUCACCGGCUCUGUGGACGACCAUUUCACCAAGGCCUUAGGAGAGACCUGGCUGCAGAUCAAAGCCAAAGGAAGCUCCUCCUCCUCCCCUGACUCCUCCCCCAACAGUCACAUGGUCAACCACAACCACUCCCCUUCGGUUGUGUCCUGAAGGGAGGAGCUAGAGUAGGCCAAUCAGAGCCAGCUAUAACCCGCCCUGUUCACUGUUACCACAGGGCUGGUUGACCCGCUACUGGGAGGGUAUUGUUUGUUUUGCUCCAGCCCUACACUAACGCCAUCUAACACACCUGGAGCAACUAAUUUUAGAUCAGGGUCGUAUUCACUUCCUUUUCUGUUGUUAAUUAGCUAUAAUGUGCACAAAUGCAUACGACCCUGCUUUAUAACAGGGCUGGAGUAAAACCCUGCAUCCUACAGUAGCUCUGUAGCUGGGAUAGGGGGUUGGCCUUGGUCCCUGGUAUGACUACCCUGAAUGAUUUUGGCCCCACAGAGAGCUGUGUAUUUUAAUAGCUAGCUAUAUAGCCAUGUACAUAGAGGAUAGAGGGGCGUUUCCUUUUUGGCAUUUAGUUGGAUUGUAUUAUUUUGUUGAAGUAGGUUUGUGUUAUUGGAUGCCCAAAAAACGUUGACAAGAAAAGCGUUUGUUUCUAUCCUAUGGAUUCUAUAUGGAGAAGCAGCUCAACCAACCACAUGCCUUCGUUACCAAAGAGAACUCGGAAUGCAAAUCUGUCACCCCAUAACAAAAGAAAAAGCCAUUAUUUUAUUUCAUCCAUCUGAUGCAUUUCCCUUUCCAUCUCUCUGGCACUCCACUGUAAAGUAUCGUCUCCCGUCAUCUACCCUCCUCCCCUGUCCUCCCAUCUCCUCUUCUCUCCUCUCCUCUCCUCCCAUCUUCUCCUCUCUCCUCUACCCUCCUCCUCUUCUCCCCUCUCCCAUCUUCUCUCCUCUACCCCUCCUCUUCAUCUCUCCUCCCAUCUCCUCUACCCUCCUCCUAUCCUCUCCCCUCCCAUCUCCUCUUUUCUCCUCUACCCUCCCCCCUCCUCUCCUCCCAUCUCCUCUUCUCUCCUCUACCCUCCUCCUAUCCUCUCCUCCCAUCUCCUCUUCUCUCCUCUACCCUCUGCCUAUCCUCUCCUCUCUCCUCCCAUCUCCUCUUCUCUCCUCUACCCUCCUCCACUCCUCUCCUCCCAUCUUCUCUCCUCUACCCUCUUCUCUCCCCUCUCCUCUACCCUCCUCCCAUCUUCUCUCCUCCUCUCCUCUCUCUUCUCUACCCUCCUCUCCUCCCAUCUCCUCUCCUCUCCUCCCAUCUCCUCUCUCUCCUCUACCCUCCUCUUCUCUUCCCUCCACUCCUCUUCUCUCCUCUCAUCUCCUCUUCUCACCUCCUCUCUCCCCCCUUUUCUCCAGUUGUCUUGUAUGUCAGUUACAUGUGUACUUGAAAAGACAAGGCCGACUGAUUUGCACUAAUGUUGAGGGACCUGGGGUUGCAUAUCAACCUCACGAUGGAGACGCUACACUCUACAUGCUGAUAACAUACGCUAUAACAAUACUUUUAUAAGUGUAGAGAUUCGGUUCUGUGUCGUUGCAUCAUGUGGUCAAAACAGCCUUUUCUUUCUGGGGCGGAGAUGAGAGAUGGUGGAGCAUCUUUCUCUAUUCUAACAACUGGUCUGUUCUUUUUUAUUUUCUAUUUCUCAUGAGGCAUUUGUUGAAUUAGGUACCAUUUCGGAUGCAACCAAUGAGAGAGCUCUCUCUCUCUCUCUCUCUCUCUGCAGUGUGGUUGGUAGGUAGAUUUGGGCUCUAUGGUUUAGAAUAGAGCUCCACUCUCUCUCUCUCUCUCUCUCUGCAGUGUGAUUGGUAGGUAGAUUUGGGCUCUAUGGUUUAGAAUAGAGCUUCUCUCUCUCUACAGUGUGGUUGGUAGGUAGAUUUGGGCUCUAUGGUUUAGAAUAGAGCUUCUCUCUCUCUCUACAGUAUGGUUGGUAGGUAGAUUUGGGCUCUAUGGUUUAGAAUAGAGCUCCUCUCUCUCUCUCUCUCUACAGUGUGGUUGGUAGGUAGAUUUGGGCUCUAUGGUUUAGAAUAGAGCUCCUCUCUCUCUCUCUCUCUCUACAGUGUGGUUGGUAGGUAGAUUUGGGCUCUAUGGUUUAGAAUAGAGCUCCUCUCUCUCUCUCUCUACAGUGUGGUUGGUAGGUAGAUUUGGGCUCUAUGGUUUAGAAUAGAGCUCCUCUCUCUCUUUCUCUACAGUGUGGUUGGUAGGUAGAUUUGGGCUCUAUGGUUUAGAAUAGAGCUCCUCUCUCUCUACAGUGUGGUUGGUAGGUAGAUUUGGCCUCUAUGGUUUAGAAUAGAGCUCCUCUUUCUCUCUCUACAGUGUGGUUGGUAGGUUAUUUGGGCUCUAUGGUUUAGAAUAGAGCUCCUCUCUCUCUCUCUCUCUACAGUGUGGUUGGUAGGUAGAUUUGGGCUCUAUGGUUUAGAAUAGAGCUCCUCUCUCUCUCUCUCUCUACAGUGUGGUUGGUAGGUAGAUUUGGGCUCUAUGGUUUAGAAUAGAGCUCCUCUCUCUCUCUCUCUCUCUACAGUGUGGUUGGUAGGUAGAUUUGGGCUCUAUGGUUUAGAAUAGAGCUCCUCUCUCUCUCUUUCUCUACAGUGUGGUUGGUAGGUAGAUUUGGGCUCUAUGGUUUAGAAUAGAGCUCCUCUCUCUCUACAGUGUGGUUGGUAGGUAGAUUUGGCCUCUAUGGUUUAGAAUAGAGCUCCUCUUUCUCUCUCUACAGUGUGGUUGGUAGGUUAUUUGGGCUCUAUGGUUUAGAAUAGAGCUCCUCUCUCUGUCUCUCUACAGUGUGGUUGGUAGGUAGAUUUGGGCUCUAUGGUUUAGAAUAGAGCUCCUCUCUCUCUACAGUGUGUUUGGUAGGUAGAUUUGGGCUCUAUGGUUUAGAAUAGAGCUCCUCUCUCUCUCUCUACAGUGUGGUUGGUAGGUAGAUUUGGGCUCUAUGGUUUAGAAUAGAGCUCCUCUCUCUCUACAGUGUGGUUGGUAGGUAGAUUUGGGCUCUCUGGUUUAGAAUAGAGCUCCUCUCUCUACAGUGUGGUUGGUAGGUAGAUUUGGGCUCUCUGGUUUAGAAUAGAGCUCCUCUCUCUACAGUGUGGUUGGUAGGUAGAUUUGGGCUCUCUGGUUUAGAAUAGAGCUCCUCUCUCUACAGUGUGGUUGGUAGGUAGAUUUGGGCUCUCUGGUUUAGAAUAGAGCUCCUCUCUCUACAGUGUGGUUGGUAGGUAGAUUUGGGCUCUCUGGUUUAGAAUAGAGCUCCUCUCUCUACAGUGUGGUUGGUAGGUAGAUUUGGGCUCUAUGGUUUCGAAUAGAGCUCCUCUCUCUCUCUCUCUCUGCAGUGUAGUUGGUAGGUAGAUUUGGGCUCUAUGGUUUAGAAUAGAGCUCCUCUCUCUCUCUGCAGUGUAGUUGGUAGGUAGAUUUGGGCUCUAUGGUUUCGAAUAGAGCUCCUCUCUCUCUCUCUCUCUACAGUGUAGUUGGUAGGUAGAUUUGGGCUCUAUGGUUUGAAGGUUAGAACAAAUAACCGUACAGAAUAAGACAUGUAUGUUUUUAAAUAGCUGGUAUCUAUUCAUGUUAAUUAGACAUUUCAAUCUUAAUACUAGACUUUCUUCUAGUAUUUGUGUUCAGUAAUAAUCGUAUGUUUCACUUACUGCGGGUACAGUUGUACUCCAUGUUAUUAUUUAGGUAUCUUCAGUCAUAUUCUCUCUGGGAGCAGCCAGCUAGCCUGCUAUACUGCUCUAUCUGAUCAGUUGGGAGUAUAAUCUGCAACGUUAACGUGACGUCUCUGCAACGUUAACGUGACGUCGCUGCAACGUUAACGUGACGUCGCUGCAACGUUAACGUGACGUCGCUGCAACGUUAACGUGACGUCGCUGCAACGUUAACGUGACGUCGCUGCAACGUUAACGUGACGUCGCUACAACGUUAACGUGACGUCGCUGCAACGUUAACGUGACGUCGCUACAACGUUAACGUGACGUCGCUGCAACGUUAACGUGACGUCGCUACAACGUUAACGUGACGUCUCUACAACGUUAACGUGACGUCUCUACAACGUUAACGUGACGUCGCUACAACGUUAACGUGACGUCGCUACAACGUUAACGUGACGUCGCUACAACGUUAACGUGACGUCGCUACAACGUUAACGUGACGUCGCUACAACGUUAACGUGACGUCGCUACAACGUUAACGUGACGUCGCUACAACGUUAUUAAUAAUCCCUGGUACAGGAUGCGACAGCGUUUUUGUGUGUUUUUUCAUGACUGAAUAAGAGAAAGGAAUGAAACAACCAGCCAGAGAGAUGGACCCAGACUCAACCACACGCUGAUCAGGAUUCUGUUGAGAAGGUUUCUUUCAUUUAGUAUUUUCGAUGUUGUUUCUUCUUCUCUGAUGAACAACUGUGUUGUGUAGUGGUAGAUAGCGGUAGGUAGCGGUAGGUAGCUGUAAUUAGCGGUAGGAAGCUGUAAUUAGCGGUAGAUAGCGGUAGGUAGCUGUAGGUAGCUGUAAUUAGCGGUAGGUAGCUGUAAUUAGCGGUAGGUAGCUGUAAUUAGCGGUAGGUAGCUGUAAUUAGCGGUAGGUAGCUGUAAUUAGCGGUAGGUAGCUGUAAUUAGCGGUAGGUAGCUGUAAUUAGCGGUAGAUAGCGGUAGGUAGCUGUAAUUAGCGUUAGAUAGCGGUAGGUAGCUGUAGGUAGCUGUAAUUAGUGUUAGGUAGCGGUAGGUAGCUGUAGGUAGCUGUAAUUAGCGGUAGGUAGCGGUAGUUAGUGGUAGGUAGGCUGCGGCGGGUUGUGAAACUGACUUGUUUUAAUAACUCCUUUACUUCCUGUAUCGAGACAGCAGACAUUCCUUCCUGUAGGAAACCUAGUACAGGAGGUUCAUUCUUCUCAGUAUAGCUACUAACUUAUUAACGGAAAGGUGGUGAUUAAGGUUGUGAAAUUCCAGAAAUGGUUCCAAAAUUCCCAGAUUUCCCGGAAAUUCCAGUUGGAAGAUUCUGGAAAAUUCAGAGAUCCUCCAACCAACUAGAAUUUCUGGGGGAAAAAGUCACUGGAAAUGUACAACCCUAGUGGUGAUUGAUAACCUAUGAGGUGCUAGAACAUGAUAAAGCUCUAAGGGUUUAUGAAGCACUAUCCAUCUUAACGCUUUAAAACCCUUCAUACGUGUCCUUACAUUCCAUCACCCCAACUCAUAUCCUUUUGGACAUUUAGCAUAUUUACAUUGACUAAAGCUACACUUCCUAAAUGCUACCCCAUUUCCUAGGCAGUGCCCUACGUUUGACCAGCCCUUCAUCUCCUCAGAGGAAGACGAGCAGAAAUGAGAGCCAAGGCCAGGCGGGCUUACAUGGGAACGGACUCUUUUGACAAUAUACUCUUUUGGUGCUUUUCUCAAACGUGUCUGUCCAAAAGUAGUGCACUAUGUAGGGAAUAGGGAACCAUUUGGGAUGGAGCUGAAAACAUAUUCUCUGAGAGCCGGGAUCCAGCUGCCAGUCAGCUGUUGUUAUUGUUGUUGUUAUUGACUUUUAAUGUUUAAUGAGUUUAGAUGUAAAGAAACUCUUCUAAUCUAUAGUAGUUCAUAACAGAUGAAUGAUUGGUCUGUACUUUCUGUAAAUGUCACGAGAAAAUGUUUUAUUUAGGCCAUUGUGGUGAAAUGAACUGUCAUUUUUAAUGCAUGAACACAGAGGGAAGGGGACACUAGUGUCCUGAAGUCAUUUAUCCUAAAACACAUUUCAUUACCGUCACUAGGUAGUAGUAGGGUUGCUAAUUUCUAAUACCUUUUUCCUAAAAAUUCCCAGGUUUUCUAAAAAAAAAACAAAUCCCGGUUGGAAGGAUUCCCAGGAUCAGGAAAAGCAAAAUCUGGGCGUUUUUGGGAAAGUUAACAGAACUUUGGAGUCUCUGACUUGUUCUGCUUCGGGCAACACAAUUCCCUACACGGCUGUAGGAAAAUCACUUCAUGACAAACUCUUUUUUUUUUUAUAUAGGUAACUAUAAGACCAUCAUUACGCUGUGCGUAACGAAAUGUACAGAGAAGAUAAUCAUAGGUAUUUUUGGAGGAUCAAUGAAUUUGUUAAUGACAUGUAGCUAUUUAAUUUCCCUUUCUUUCUUUUUGUCCAAUCAUGCAUUUUUAUAACUUUUUGUUUUUGGUGUAAAAAAAAGUUUUUUUUUUUUUUUUUUUUUUUUUUAGAUGUUUUUUUAAAAUAUUUUUUAAAGGUUAAAGUGCAGGAACACCAUUUAUUAUAUGAAAACACUGCAUUGAUGAUAGCCACUUGUGUAUUUUGAUGAUAGCCACUUGUGUAUUUUGAUGAUAGCCACUUGUGUAUUUUGGCAGUUAUAAUGUAGCAUAAAGGCUACUCAUCAGACGGUCUACAAAGACAUAACGGUUAUGUCCCAACAAUCACCGGAUUCCCUAUAUAAGGAAUUGUGUCAUUUGUAACCAAUCCUCUUUUAUUUCAACCAUUUGCCUCUUGAACAAAAAUAUAUAGUUUGUUUGACUUCUUUUUGUGAUCGAGAAAUACCAGGUGUAUAAAAUAGCCAGAUGGUCAUCCAACCAAUUUGGGAUAAAGAUGCUACUGUAUUAGCUACGUUAUUUAAUGGAAGAUCCCAGGAAGACUGGCUGUGUGCUUCCGCAUCAAUGAUAUGCAUCCAAAAUGUAUAUUGUACUAGUCAACAGCAGAUACAUAGGGAAUUAGGUACCAUUUCGGGUGCAACCAAUGAGACACUAAAUAUUCCAGUUCCUUCACUUGGAAUCUGCACCAACAUUGUAGUGUUCUGUAUUCUACUGUCCAUGCUGUUAGUAAAUCUGUGUUAAAACCUUCAUUUUGUGGCUUUGUUCCUCCAACUAAAAAGGUUUUGGCAGGCCACCUUUUUUUGUACUUAAGUAGUAUUGAUGAACAAUAAACUGCUCUUAAACCUCAA